CGCCGGCUCUCGCGAGCGGGUCGUGGUAUCGUCACUUCCGACAGGGGCCGGAAGUGCUUUAAUAGCGGUUCGGCGGCUGCUGUCGAGGAGGCGCCAUGGUGGAGGAUGUACAGAAACAUUCUGUGCACACUCUUGUGUUCAGAUCCUUGAAGAGGACCCAUGAUAUGUUUGUGGCUGAUAAUGCAAAACCUGUAUCGUUGGAUGAAGAAAGUCACAAGGUAAAGAUGUCAGUUAAGCUUCACACAGAGUAUGGUUCUGUGUUGCACAUGCCUACGCUGAAGGAAAAUUUGAGAGAGAAGGGUUCCCAGGGUGUGGUGGAUCCUUAUGGACAUAAACAAUAUUCUGCAAAUCAAGGACAAGAAGUUGAAUAUAUGAUAACAGGGACACAUCCAUAUCCACCUGGGCCUGGUGUGGCUCUGACAGCAGACACUAAGGUCCAGAGGAUGCCCAGUGAAUCAGCUGCUCAGUCAUUAGCUGUAGCACUUCCUUCUCAAUCGAGGAUAGAUGCAAAUCGUACUGCCGCUGGUGUGGGUGAUAUUUACAGGCAUGCUGGAAUUCCUGAGCGUUCACAGCCUCCUAGUAUGUCCAUGGCCAUCAUGGAAGCGGGGAGCAAAAAUUCUGCACUGAUUGCAAAGAAGGCUCCAACAAUGCCCAAACCUCAGUGGCAUCCACCGUGGAAACUGUACAGAGUUAUCAGUGGUCACUUGGGUUGGGUGAGAUGCAUUGCAGUGGAACCAGGAAAUCAAUGGUUUGUUACUGGCUCUGCUGACAGAACUAUCAAGAUUUGGGAUCUUGCUAGUGGAAAAUUAAAGCUGUCUCUGACGGGACACAUUAGUACUGUCCGAGGUGUGAUAGUAAGUGCAAGAAGUCCAUACCUCUUCUCUUGUGGAGAAGACAAACAAGUGAAAUGCUGGGAUCUUGAGUAUAAUAAGGUCAUUAGGCAUUACCAUGGUCACUUAAGUGCCGUCUAUGGUUUGGAUCUGCACCCAACAAUAGAUGUGUUGAUGACAUGUAGCCGGGAUUCAACAGCACGAAUCUGGGAUGUGAGGACAAAAGCCAGCGUGCACACAUUAUCAGGACAUACAAAUGCAGUGGCAACAGUGAAGUGCCAAGCUGCAGAACCACAGAUUAUUACAGGAAGCCAUGAUACCACAAUACGACUGUGGGAUUUAGUGGCGGGAAAAACUCGUGUCACUUUAACAAAUCACAAGAAAUCUGUAAGAGCAGUUGUACUGCAUCCAAGGCAUUACACGUUUGCAUCUGGUUCUCCAGAUAACAUUAAACAGUGGAAAUUCCCAGAUGGAAACUUCAUUCAAAACCUUUCUGGUCAUAAUGCUAUUAUCAACACACUGGCUGUGAAUUCGGAUGGAGUUUUGGUAUCUGGAGCUGAUAAUGGCACUAUGCAUCUUUGGGACUGGAGAACUGGGUAUAAUUUCCAAAGAGUGCAUGCAGCUGUACAGCCUGGAUCUUUGGACAGUGAAUCAGGAAUAUUUGCCUGUGCGUUUGACCAGUCAGAAAGCAGAUUGCUUACUGCUGAAGCUGAUAAAACUAUAAAAGUAUACAGGGAAGAUGAUACUGCGACCGAAGAAACCCAUCCUGUCAGCUGGAAACCAGAAAUUAUCAAGAGAAAGCGAUUUUAAUGAGGCAACAUCUGUACAGUUGCACUAUAAUUUUGUUUUUAGCUUUCCUGAGAGCAUGAGAGUUGCAAGUUGCAUCAUGCUCCGUCUGGGAUUGCAGAGCAGAACUCCGCCGAAGUCAUUGCUGCUUCAACUUGUUUUACAAUAAAUUUUGUUUCUCUUAGGUUUUUGUCCUCUUUCUUUUUUUGGUAUGAUCCCAGGAAACCAGUUGCAGCUGUUAACUGUUUAGAUUUGUCAAGCAGAUGUAGUUCAUGAAAAGGAUAGAUGUGCAGGUGGUUAUUUUAUUAUGCAUUCAUUGAGUGCAAGAGCUCUAAAAAUACUAGGUUAAUCCAGGCUUACUGAAAGACCCCUGUUUGACUUCAAGAACUAAUUGCAAGUUUAUUCAUAGAGGUCAUUCUGCAUGACUUUUCUUGGAGAAUGACACUUUAAACUUUGAAGCAGUAUUGUUUACCAUUUAUUACUAUUAUGUUACUCUAAGUCGCUGAAAAAUAAAGCUGUCAAUGGAGAAGCAGGAGUAUAUAACAUUAACUUGUUUUACAUCAUGAACCUAAUAAGCUAGUGAGAAUUGCCAGAGAUUGUAGAAAUGAGUGAAAAUGACUUGAAAGAUGCAUUUUUUUUCCCCCUAGAAAAGGUUUUAAGUAAAAUUUGUGGUGUUGUAUAUGGAAAUUUAAUUUCUUUGUGGAUCUUUUAUAUAGUGAAUAUUUUACAGUUACAUUAAAGAGCUACUGUCAAGAUGUUCAGGAUCAAAUUGACAUAUCUUUUAAUUGCAUUUUGUCUUUUCAGUUAUGAAAAGAUAACAUUGGUUAUCUUACAAAGUAUUUGUAAAGCUGUUUUUAUUAUGGCCAUAAAUCCUGAGUUAUGUUUUAUAUCCCCUGAAUUUUUCUUUGUCUACCACCACACUACUGAGUUUUUUGGGUUUUUUUUAAUUUGAAAGACAACUUUGUAUUCAUGAAAGAGGAUCAGUUAAUAACUUCGGAGAGGAAAGCCUUUUAUCUGUCUACAGAAUGUAUAAAUGAUAGGCAGUGUAAGCUUUAAUUAUAGCAUCUUGUCUCUUUGUUCAGUCCUUUUGUGCAGUAAUUUUACAUGGGGGUGAGAGGGAGUAUGGAGCAUUAAACCUGACUUUUCAGACCAUGGGUGCUCCACUAACACUGCUAACAGGGACUGGUUGUGAUGGUGGGUUUCAUAUGAGACUUAGAUGGUAUAUGGUUGCACAUGCACACCCCCCCUUAAGAAAUUUAUUAUAGUCAUUAGAUUUGUAAUUGGGUAAGGAAAACUUUUAGUUUGUGCUAGCCUUGUACUACUAGUGAGAGAGGUGUCAUAUUCUAUUGCUAAUGCCUAGAGCCCCCUAUUUCUGUAAAUUUUAUCAGUUUUUUUAGAAACUUGUAAGUCCAUUUAAAAUUGCAAGGAUAUAAUUUAAUGUCUUCUAAACUUUUUCAUUUUCUAUAAGAACAUGGUUUCAUAUGCAUCCUUUGAAUACUGUUGCUCUAAAAAUAUAUGUGAUUGGUGUUCUUUUAAAACACCAUGAAGAUGAAACGGCUGCAGUUUGCUUCAAGCCUGUUGUUUGUAUUGUCAAAUCUACAAAAUCACAAGUAUUGUAAUAAACUUGUUUACUGCUGUUCA
Molecule: messenger RNA, 3257 nt
Organism: Alligator mississippiensis (American alligator)
Lineage: Eukaryota; Metazoa; Chordata; Crocodylia; Alligatoridae
Gene: PLRG1
Product: pleiotropic regulator 1
Exons: 15
Coding region: 96-1640 (514 amino acids)
Biological process (GO): mRNA splicing, via spliceosome
Cellular component (GO): Prp19 complex; precatalytic spliceosome; catalytic step 2 spliceosome
Molecular function (GO): protein binding
Source: RefSeq, a predicted model, not a curated record